Acinonyx jubatus (cheetah) is the source of this 1376-nucleotide messenger RNA. It is a transcript of the gene GMFG, whose product is annotated as glia maturation factor gamma. The record is from RefSeq and is a predicted model, not a curated record. Gene Ontology annotation, molecular function: actin binding; Arp2/3 complex binding. The transcript is spliced from 7 exons. Lineage: Eukaryota; Metazoa; Chordata; Mammalia; Carnivora; Felidae. Bases 784 to 1212 code for a protein of 142 amino acids. Gene Ontology annotation, cellular component: actin cortical patch. Gene Ontology annotation, biological process: negative regulation of Arp2/3 complex-mediated actin nucleation; actin filament debranching.
UCACUGAAAUACAUGGAAUUUUCCCAUACAUUACAUUCCCUUUUAUUUCUCCUUUGUAUGACAGGACAUUAUAUUGAUUCGGGGGGGGAGGAAUUUAUGUACAUAAGUAGGUUACAUUACCCAGGAAUUUCAUUUCAGAGUGGGAAAGGGGCAACACAAAAUGCACUUAAUAAAAAAGGGGGUACCAGUCUGACAGAAUUGAACACCACUGUUGUAGGGCCGAUUAUUAGGCCCCUGAGGUUGAAUGGCAGGCAAAAAAUUCACCAUUACCUGGGCUCUGUGGAGCCUCCAUUUCCCCAUCAGCACAACAAAUGACAGUUUGAUUAGCAAACAUCCCUAAGUUCCCCCUUUUCUGCUCCAGAAUUAAAAUAUUCCAGAUGGGAGAGAUCCAGGAAAGCUUCCUGGAGGAGGGGAGGAGUUAAAGAGCUCAUUGUUAUGUACUCUGUAUUGAGUAUGUCCACCAUACCAGGAGGUAUGUGAAGCUCUUUUAUCCUCACAAGAAUCCUGAACCAGAGGGGCGAAGUUAUUUAGCUAGGAUCACACAGCAAGGCAGCAUUCGAACCCAGGUCUAGGUGAUUGCAAAGCCUGGGAGGUCCUGGCAGAUGAGGGGAAGGAAGGAAGGGGAGGGGCCUUCUGAGACAGUUGUCCCAGAAUGGGCAUAAACAGGAUGUGGUGGUGGAUGAAACCUUUCCCCUGCCCCACACCCCGCCCCCUGAAGCCUUGGUCCCCACCCCUAGAAGACAGCGGAACUGAGAAAAGAAGAGGCCUGUGGACAGAAAAGUCAUGUCCGAUUCCCUGGUGGUGUGCGAGGUGGACCCAGAGCUAAAGGAAAAGCUGAGGCAAUUUCGCUUCCGAAAAGAGACGGACAACGCAGCCAUAAUAAUGAAGGUGGACAAAGACCGGCAGAUGGUGGUGCUGGAGGAAGAAUUUCAGAACAUUUCUCCAGAGGAACUAAAAACAGAGCUGCCAGAGAGACAGCCGAGGUUCGUGGUUUACAGCUACAAGUAUGUGCACGAGGACGGCCGAGUGUCCUACCCCUUGUGUUUCAUCUUCUCCAGCCCCGUGGGCUGCAAGCCUGAACAACAAAUGAUGUAUGCGGGGAGUAAAAACAGAUUGGUGCAGACGGCGGAGCUCACGAAGGUGUUUGAAAUCCGCACCACUGAAGACCUCACCGAGGCCUGGCUCCAAGAGAAGUUGUCUUUCUUUCGUUGACCUCUGGGUUGGGGAACUGAAAUCCUCAUGUCUGAAUUCCCGAAGAGACUGGGAACUCGGACCCCUAAGGACCUGAACAUCAGAAACCCUAAAGAAAUUAAAAUGCAAGAACUCCUCAGCAGGAGGAGUUUAAUUUAAAGAAAUUAAAAUGCAAGAGAUCCUCA